CCUCGCUGACAAAGAGCAAGCCGCUGUUCCAGGAGCCAUGUCGCUGCAAACCCCGCAGCCUUCCGCGGCCACUUCGGAUCUCCUGCUGCCCGCGGUCGGGGACAAACGGUUCUUGCUGGCUUGCGGAAUGAAUGGAGAGAGUUUGGAUCCCCCGUCGGCGGAGGCGGUGGGAGCGGAACAAGAACAGGGGGUGGCCGAGGCGGAAGGAGAGGGGAAGGAAAGCGAGAAAUUGCCUCCCCAUCUGACCGAAACCAGCACCGCUUCUGGGGAUUUGGAAAGAGGACCCAAAAUUGAUAUUUCCCCUUUCAACAGUUUCAUUUCCACUAUCAGCCAGAAACAAGAAGAUGCUGGAAGUUCACCUACACCGUUUGUUAUUGCAGAUAUUAAAAAUGUUAAAGAGCUUCCUCCCCUUGGCCAUGAUGUUAGACAAAAACAGCGCAACUCCAUAGAUACACUUCCAGUAGAAAUGAAAGUUUCUGUUCCUCCAGAAGCUCCUCUUCCCAUCCAAACCAAAACUGUGAAAGACUUUCAAGAGGACAUAGAGACAGCCAGAUUAUCUGGAGACUGGAAAACAGUGUAUGAGUUUUAUUCAACAACAUUUGAUUCUUUUUCAGAAGUCAAUACUGCAUUUAAGAAAUACAGUGAUGCUCCUUUUAAUUCCAUUGAAGACUGCAGAGUUGAUAUUAAAUUUGUGAAUGCUGUGUACGAUUCCUUGCUGAUUACUCCUCAAGAUAUUCAGAAAUGUGUCUUAAAGGGAACAAUAAAUGGUUUAUUACAGGAAUGGAAAGGGUCACGAACAAAAGAUGAUCUUAGAGCGUAUUUUAUACUAAUACAGAAUCCUCUGUUUAGUAAUGCAUCAACAUAUGUCAUUUAUGCUCACCUGCUAAGACAGAUUGCUGCCUUAACAGAAGGCGAUCAUCACGUCCUCGUUCACUGGUUUAAAAAGCUGUCACAGAAGAGAUUAAAGAUGAUAAUAGAAAGACUGCUUCAGUUUAUUUCUUUACGCCUGUUCCCUGCAAAACCUGAAGAGUUGCCUCCUGUGGAGAAGUGUAACUGGUGGAUUUCAUCAGCAACCAAAGUCUUGUCUUUAUUUAAUGCUGCGAAUAGUCUAGCAAAUCCUCCUAUUAUUCCAUAUACAGAUUUCUAUAAUUCUACACUGGAUCAUAUUGAUCUUAUGGAAGAAUAUCACAAUUGGCAAUGUUAUGGGAACUCUCAGAGGUUUUCCUUCUGUCAAUAUCCAUUCAUUAUUUCUAUAGCAGCAAAAAAAGUUAUUAUUCAAAGGGACUCAGAACAGCAAAUGAUAAAUAUUGCACGGCAAAGCCUUGUGGAUAAAGUCUCUCGGAGGCAGAGGCCUGAUAUGAACAUGUUGUUCCUAAAUGUGAAAGUGAGAAGAAUGCAUCUAGUUAGUGAUUCUUUGGAUGAGCUGACAAGGAAGAGGGAAGAUUUGAAAAAAAAAUUAAAAGUUACUUUUGUAGGAGAGGCUGGUCUUGACAUGGGUGGCCUAACCAAAGAAUGGUUUCUGCUUCUAAUUCGACAGAUUUUUCAUCCAGACUAUGGCAUGUUUACGUAUCACAAGGAUUCCCAUUGUCAUUGGUUUAGUAGCUUAAACUGUGAUAAUUAUUCUGAAUUCCGAUUGGUUGGAGCUCUAAUGGGACUAGCAGUCUACAACAGCAUCACACUGGAUAUUCGAUUUCCACCAUGCUGCUAUAAAAAACUGCUCAGUCCGCCCAUUGUACCUGGUGACCAGAAUACACCUGUAGGGAUUGGUAGUGUUACAAUAGAUGACCUAUGCCAGGUUAUGCCGGAGCUGGCUCAUGGACUAAAGGAACUUCUGGCAUAUGAAGGGAAUGUUGAAGAAGAUUUUUAUUCAACCUUUCAGGUUUUUCAAGAAGAAUUUGGAGUCAUCAAGAGUUACAACCUAAAGCCUGGUGGUGAUAAAAUCCCAGUUACCAAUCAAAAUAGAAAAGAGUAUGUGCAGCUUUAUGUAGACUUCCUUCUCAACAAAUCAAUCUACAAACAGUUUGCAGCAUUUUAUUAUGGAUUUCACAGUGUCUGUGCUUCAUAUGCAUUACUGCUGCUUCGCCCUGAAGAGGUUGAAAUUCUAGUUUGUGGGAGUCCUGAAUUAGAUAUGAAUGCCCUCCAGAAACACACUCAGUACGACGGCUACCAGAAGACUGAUGUUACUAUCCGAUACUUCUGGGAGGUGGUACUUGAAUUUCCUCUUGAACUUCAAAAAAAGCUUCUACAUUUUGCUACAGGAAGUGAUAGAGUACCUGUGGGAGGAAUGGCUGAUUUGAAUUUCAAGAUUUCAAAGAGUGAAGCAUCCACAGACUGGUUACCCGUUGCUCACACAUGCUUUAAUCAGCUCUGCCUGCCUCCUUACAAGACCAAAAAGGAAUUGAAGGAAAAAUUAACCAUUGGAAUUUCAAAUGCAGAGGGCUUUGGUUUAGAAUAAGAAGACUUGAAAAGUGCAGCACAUGUAGCACUCGCUCUCCUCUCAUUGUGCCUUUAAAGUUCUUCAAAUUCCUGUCUCUUGAUAGUGUGGUAGUCUGUGACAGAACUGUGUAGUAAUUUUUGUGUUUUUAAAAAGAAAAAUACAUUCUUUUUUCUGUAUUGAAAUGUUCUUACAACUUUCUUACAGCAAAAACAGCUUUGUAUAAUAUUCAAGGUAAUAUACAGAGUGUGUGUGACAAGAACAGCCACUACCUUCUGAGGGAAUGGCUGGUUAAUGGAUCCAGCCCAUCAUCUUGGUUGCCCAGACUAUAAAGGCAAGAGGUUCAGAGAACUUUACUAUUAAUCCUCGCUGCUGCAAAUCAUGCUCUAUCUGGAAAUUGUGACAUAUAUAUAAUAUAUUUCUUGAUUACUUAAACCCAGUGUUGGAUUGUUCUUCAGUCAGCACUCACACUACAGCAAAGUUAUAACUACCAUUAGACCUGAGACAUGUGGAUGUUUCUCGUGUUGAGGCAAAAAAUAGUUCCGAUGAAAUAUACAGUGUAAAUACUCUGGUUUUCAUUCUGAAAAUGAAUUUAGUUGUUUUAAAAGCAUGUAAAUAACUGCCUGUGGAGCAAUAUGAUUUUGAUAGUGCCAUUUACAGCUAAAGAUUUAUUUUUACAAAUUAUUGAGUUUCAGAUGUUAUAUAUUCAGCUUUUGAAAAGAUGAACAGAGUAUAAUUGUACAGGAAUAUAAAAGCUGCUAUUUUAAAUUAAUCUAUUCAUGGACAGACUUUAAGUAUUAAAUAGUGUGCAUGUUUAUGAUAUCAAAGUGGUUUGGCUGUUGUACUUUUGUAACUGUAGUUUAAAAGAAAAAAAUCAAUGUGCAUUGAUAGACCUGAAUUUGUAUACUCAAUGAACAAGUCACCUCUCAGCACAAUGAGAAGUGUAAUUUUUGAUAUUUUUAAAUUAUGCAUCUUUUAAUUAGAAACUUGAUACGAUAAGUCUUUUACACAUCGUUUAAAAUAAAUUAAGCUUUUAUAUAAAAUUGAAUGUUACAAAAUCA
Molecule: messenger RNA, 3495 nt
Organism: Heteronotia binoei (common prickly gecko)
Lineage: Eukaryota; Metazoa; Chordata; Lepidosauria; Squamata; Gekkonidae
Gene: HECTD2
Product: HECT domain E3 ubiquitin protein ligase 2
Exons: 21
Coding region: 38-2455 (805 amino acids)
Biological process (GO): protein polyubiquitination
Molecular function (GO): ubiquitin protein ligase activity
Source: RefSeq, a predicted model, not a curated record